Leptonychotes weddellii (Weddell seal) is the source of this 1917-nucleotide messenger RNA. The record is from RefSeq and is a predicted model, not a curated record. Lineage: Eukaryota; Metazoa; Chordata; Mammalia; Carnivora; Phocidae.
AUAAAGGCUCCUGGGCACAGACAUGCUCACCCACAGAGGCCUUGGCUUCAGGGGUCUAAUGUCAGCCAGUGGCCACGGAUGAUCUGGAAGAGACCACCCGGGCAGGCUCCUCUGGUCGCGGCAUGGGGUCUGGGCGGCCCGGCGGGCGGGUCCCUCUGUUUGCAUGGACCGCAGGUUGCAAGGGGCUCUUCGGUCCCCGAGUUUGCGCCCCUGCAACGUGUCUCUCCUUGGAGACCUCCCUUCCCAGAGAGCGCGUUCCCGGGCGCUGACGCCGCGUGUCGAGGGAGUCCCUUUGGGGUCCGGCUUUAUUGCGCAAAGGACCCGCGAAGGGGAAGCGCGGCGCGUGGGGACGAGGACUUCUCCCGACUCCUCCCGGGGGCUCGUUCGCGGAAGCGAGCGCUUUCCACUUGGGCUGUGUCGCGCUGACUCGCCACCUGCGUGUGUCGCACACACCUGCAGAUGAGGAAACCUGCGUUUGUCUGCACACAGGACCCCCAGAGGAAAAUUGGCUAAUCGUGCGCCGCGGGGCUCGUACUGAGUGUGAGGCGGACACUCCUCGCCCCCACCCCCGCCCCUAGCGCUCGGGUUCUGGAAACCGGUCGGGACGGACCUGUCCGGGUGUGGCGAGCCGAACCGGCAGGCAGCCCUCCGGGCGGGGGCGCCCCUUCCCAGGCGCUGGGCGGCUACGCCCCGGGCCCGCGCCCCUUUGUGCGGCCGCGGGCGGGCACCAUGCUGUCCACCGCGGGCAGGUAUGCGGUGAAGAAGAGGAAAAAGCCGGUGCGAAGGAGUCCUAAACCACAGCCUCCAGAGGGAGCCAAGUCCAACCCUUCUAAACGGCACCGGGACCGCCUGAAUCAAGAGCUGAGCAAACUGACCAACUUGCUUCCCUUCCCCGAGGAUGUGCGGGCCCGCCUUGACAAGCUCUCCAUCCUCAGGCUGAUUGUGGGCUAUCUAAAGGUGAAGAGCUACUUCGCAGCCACCCUAAGGGACAGCACUGAAGACUGCCCAGCCGACCCACCCAUGAAUCCAGGAGGAAGUAAGCAUACCUCUCCACAGGUCAAUCUACAACUGUUUCCUGAAGGGGACUUGCUUCUUCAGGCUCUCAACGGCUUCCUCAUGGCUGUUACAGAGGAUGGCUAUGUUUUCUACGUCUCUCCCACAGUCCAGGACUACCUAGGAUUUCAUCAAUCAGAUGUCAUCUAUCAGAGUGUGUUUGAGCUGAUCCACAAGGAGGACAGAGCCAUGUUCCAGAGCCAGCUUCUCUGGCCUGCAGAUGCAGCACCUGUCAGCAGAGAGGGUGAGCAGGACAUCCACCCUCUGGCAGGAGAGAAGUUUCUCUCACUUAGUGGCUCCUCCACCGACAGCCUGCAGCAUCAGCCCUUGGAUGACCCCUCCUAUCUGGAAAGAAGUUUUGUUUGUCGCUUCCGCUGCCUGCUGGACAAUUCUUCUGGGUUUCUGGAGUUGAAUUUCCAUGGCCAUCUGAAGUUCCUCCCUGGACAGAACAAUAGGUCAGAAGAUGGUAUCCUCAUGUCUCCUCAACGCACCCUGUUUGCCAUUGCAGCACCUCGCCAGCCACUCACCAUCCUGAAGCUCCAAGAUGAAACAUUUCUUUUCCAAACAAAACACAAAUUGGAUUUCACACCCAUAGCCUGUGAUUCCAGAGGCAAGCUGGUCCUGGGCUACACCGACAGCGAACUCUGCAGGAGGGGCUCCGGCUACCAGUUCAUCCACGCGGCCGACAUGAUGCACUGCGCCGAGAACCACGUGCGGCUGAUGAGGACGGGCGAGAGCGGCCUCACGGUGUUCCGGCUGCUCACCAAGCAGGCUGGCUGGCUGUGGGUGCAGUCCAACGCCCGCCUGCUGUUCCGCGGCGGCCAGCCCGACUGCAUCGUCGCCCGACAGCGGGCCCUGACGUAA